AUUUCAGAGCAAUGUACUCGCGGUAGUAGCAGUACUAGUAUAGUACUAGUAGUAGUAACAGUAGGGUAGUUAUAGUGGUAAUACUGAUAGUACUACUAGUACUAGUAAUACUAAUAGUGAUAGUAUAGUGGUGUUAAUAGUGGUAGUACUGGAAGAAUGUACUCGCAGUUUGAGCGCCAAUAUUCAGACUUCCUCCGGAACCACCUCACACGACUACAAGUGCAGAAUAACAGGAGCUCUGAGGAAACCCUCCUCUCCCACGUGACCUCUCACUUACACUCCUCAGAUACAGCCUUCUCUCCCACUCUCUCUAAGUCUUACAAAUCUGACGAGCUAGCUAGAGCACAUGUAGGGUUUGCGGAGGUGCUAGCUGAGGAGGGGAAUCAUCUGCUUGCUUUAUCUGAACUUUGUGAAGCUAUCAAGAACUCUGCUGCUACUGAGUCACUUGUGUUGAUUGUUGCUGUGAGGAUUGUCGUGCUCUCAAAGUUGAGCCUCAAUUAUGAAAUGAGGGCAGAUCUAAAGCUCUUAAAAUCAAUCUGUUGUAAGAGGUGCUUCAAAUCUAUUUUCAAUUCGAACUCUAAAGAAGAACAAAAUUCAAACGAUGAAACCCACUUCAGUCCAAUAACACGGAGAUUUGACCCAAUAGAGCAGUGUCCUCUAACUAAACUGAAAAGGGAAAUCCUCCGGGUACUGAACCAGGCCCCAGGUACCAGUACUUCAGUGAACACUGAGGAGAAGUCAGUAAAUACCAGUACUGGGGAGAAGUGUCACAACCCUCCGAGACAGUGUACACCACCUGACUUGGUUACACAAACUGUUUUAUCAGAGGAAUAUAACUUUGUAACCAGCAAGUUACAAAUAGCGGAGUCAGAGGAGAGAGGAAGAUUCGUCGUGGCUAAAGAGGACCUGCAUAUUGGUGACGUGCUGGUAGUGGAAGAGGCGCAGGUGUGGACUGUUCUGCCUGGAAAGUGGUCUUCUCACUGUCAGUACUGUCUCAAUAUUUGCAGAGCCCCACUGCCAUGCCCAAAGUGCCCGGACGUUGUGUUUUGUUCUGUUGACUGCUUAUCUACAGAUACAGUGCAUCAGAUGGAGUGCGGUUAUUUACCUGAACUACAGUCUCUCCCUAAAAUGGUAUACCUCGCCUUCAGGACCAUACUUAAAUACCGCAGAGAUAUAGUACACUAUUCUCGAAAAAAGGACACUUCAGUAGAGUUCACCCAGCUGAUGAGCCUGAUAACAAACUUCCAGUCCCGGUCCCCAGUAGACAUUACCAAGCGAGCAACCCUCGCACUAUUCCUCUCCAACAUACUCCGCAAUACUCUCGCUGUAUUCUCAACCUGCAACAAGUACUCCUUCAUAAACCGUCCUGACCUGGCAGCUGAGUUAUGUUCCCGUGUCUCUGUAGGUGAUGUUGAUAUCUGUAUGGGUGGGUGUGUAAAAGGGAGACUAGAACUGGAGAGUAUCUACAAUACUACUCAGAUUGUUCUGCUGAAGUGCCUUCAGAGUUACCCUUGCAACGCUCACGAGAUAUCAGAACUGCAGAUAACAAAACAAUUCAGGUAUUCAGCAAAUGCAGAUAUCGGAGCCGGAGCAUUUCCCUUUCUGAGUUUGCUGAACCAUUCCUGUAACCCUAAUGUCGUCCGACACUCUGUAGGGAGGGGAACAAUACUGCGAGCACUACGGAAGAUAGCAGCAGGAGAGGAACUGUUGGAUAACUACGGUUACCACUACGCUACACACGCAGUCCCAGAACGAAGGAGAGCUCUGAGGAGCCAGUACUUGUUUACCUGUGGGUGUGGACCGUGCUCUGAUAGGAAGAACUGGCCUACUUUCGAGGAUGUGCAAAGAAGUGUCACUGUCAGGUGCUGUAGAUGUAAUUCUCCGUUACUAAAGAAGAGACCGACUUGUGGCACGUGCGGUAAAAAUGCUUCAAAAGCGCUACAAAAGAUGGACAGAGUGGCCAUUGAAGCAAGCAAAUUUAUCCAAACAUUCAUAUCUGAUAGUGAUCCUAGUAAUUCGUCAAUUAUUUUUGAGUUCCUAAAACUGUGUGAAAUCCACGCGGAGCUGCCAUUUCGUUUAUACAACGAGUGUCAAGAAGUGAUCAAGCAAGUGUGGAACUUACAAUCUAACUCUAAAACACUGCUUACCUGAAAUAAGUGUCAAGAAGUGAUCAAGCUAGUGUGGAACUUACAAUCUAACUCUAAAACACUGCUUACCUGAAAUAAGUGUCAAGAAGUGAUCAAGCUAGUGUGGAACUUACAAUCUAAUUCUAUAAGUAAAACACUGUUUACAUGAUAUAUGAAAUAAUGAACGGUUUUAAUCGUCUCUAAAGAGUUAACACUUGCAGUUUUAUAUUUGACCGGAUAGUAGCGGUGCAGUAUUUAUUUGAAUUGGAUCUUGUUUUUGAGUUGCAAAGGAGCUCGUACCGUGAUUAUUAUAAAUAAUU
This is a messenger RNA of Bolinopsis microptera, 2446 nucleotides long. Its product is annotated as SET and MYND domain-containing protein 4-like. Gene Ontology annotation, molecular function: histone deacetylase binding. NCBI's taxonomy places the organism in Eukaryota, Metazoa, Ctenophora, Tentaculata, Lobata, Bolinopsidae. Gene Ontology annotation, cellular component: cytoplasm; nucleus. The record is from RefSeq and is a predicted model, not a curated record. The coding region runs from base 157 to 2151 and encodes 664 amino acids. The transcript is spliced from 9 exons.